Hordeum vulgare subsp. vulgare (domesticated barley) is the source of this 1427-nucleotide messenger RNA. Its product is annotated as probable O-methyltransferase 2. Lineage: Eukaryota; Viridiplantae; Streptophyta; Magnoliopsida; Poales; Poaceae. Bases 67 to 1176 code for a protein of 369 amino acids. The transcript is spliced from 2 exons. The record is from RefSeq and is a predicted model, not a curated record. Gene Ontology annotation, molecular function: S-adenosylmethionine-dependent methyltransferase activity; O-methyltransferase activity; protein dimerization activity. Gene Ontology annotation, biological process: methylation.
AUACGGACGUCAGAUUAGGUCAAUCUGGCUGAGCAGAGAAAAGGCAGCAAGUGAUCGAGUAGAGCAAUGGCCGCCCAGGCACCGGAGAUGGAGGUCCCCAAGGGUGCCGAGCUCCUGCAGGCACAGGCCGACCUGUGGCGCCACACCCUUUACUACCUCACGUCCAUGGGGCUCCGCUGCGCCGUCAAGCUCGGCAUCCCGACGGCGAUCCACAACCUCGGCGGGGUCUCCUCGCUGGCUGACCUGGCGGCCGCGCUGUCCAUCCCCGCAAGCAAGCAGCCGUUCCUUGGCCGCCUGAUGCGCGCGCUGGUCACCUCAGGCGUCUUCGCCAACGGCGGCAAGAAUGACUCUGGGGCAGAGCUCUUCGGCCUGAACCCACUGUCCCGCAUCCUGGUGGACGGCGUCGUCGCGGACGAGCACCACAGCCAGACGUCCUUCGUGCUGGCUGGGACGUCCCGGCACUACAUGGAAGCUGCGCUGGGCAUGGCUGACUGGUUCAAGAAGGACGCCACCGGACCGGUGCCAUCGGUGUUCGAGGACGUGCAUAGUGCGUCCCUCUUCGACGAGAGCACGGCGGCCUUGGACCCGGAGCUCGACGCACUGGUCACAGAUGGUCUGGCCGCCCACGACAACCUUGGGAUCGGCACCAUCAUCCGUGAGUGCCAUGACCUCUUCAAGGGCCUUGAGUCUCUAACUGACUGCUGCGGUGGCGAUGGAACCACGGCGAGGGCCAUCACCAAGGCCCACCCGCACAUCAAGUGCACCGUGCUGGAUCUCCCCAAGGUGAUCGACAAAACUUCAGCUGACGGUAUAGUCAACUAUGUCGGCGGUGACCUGUUCCACACCGUCCCAAAGGCUCAGGCGGUGAUGCUCAAGCUUGUGUUGCACCACUGGAGCGAUGAUGAUUGUGUGAAGAUCCUAACCCAGUGUAAGAAUGCCAUUCCCUCACGUGAGGAGGGAGGAAAGGUGAUUGUCAUAGACAUUGUGGUGGAACCAUCGUUAGGACCAGUCAUGUUUGAGGCGCAGACUCUGAUGGACAUACUCAUGCUUGUCUUCACGAGAGGCCGUCAGCGUAGUGAAAGUGACUGGCAUGUGUUAUUCACCAAAGCAGGGUUCAGCGAUUAUAAAAUUGUCAAAAGACUGGGUGCACGAGGUGUUAUCGAGGUCUACAAGUGAACGGUUUCUUAAAAGUCCACCCAAGGAGUACCCUGAUGUACCCUUGCAUGCAGUGUGCUUUGUUUAUGUAUGGAUGGUCUGCUUUGAUGAAAAAAAUAAAUGGACUGCCUUAGGUUUGCAAGGAUAUUAUCAUGUAGCAGCCUACGUGACAAGCUUGUAAUUUCUGUCAUCUUUGUAUCAUAUUUCCUUUUCCAAUAAUUAAUAUCGAGUGUGUUUGUGUAUAUAUUGAUAUAAUGAGUGUUUUUAGUUCU